GUUCCUGACACAGUCUACACCCAGGGAACGAAGAGUAAGCGCCAUGUUGAAGCCACCAUUGCCACUCAGAUCCCUCUUAUUCCUGCAGCUGCCUCUGCUGGGGGUGGGGCUGAACCCCACAGUCCUCACGCCCAAUGGAAAUGAAGACAGCACAACUGGUUUCUUCCUGACCUCUACACCCUCCGGGACCCUCAGCGUUUCCACUCUGCCCCUCCCAAAGGUUCAGUGUUUCGUGUUCAAUGUUGAGUACAUGAAUUGCACCUGGAACAGCAGCUCCGAGCCCCAGCCCACCAACCUGACUUUGCACUAUCGGUACAAGAACUCUGAUGAUGGUAAAGUGGAGUGUGGCCACUAUCUAUUCUCUGAAGGGAUCACUUCCGGCUGUCGGUUGGGGAAAGAGGAGAUCCGUCUCUACGAAACAUUUGUUGUCCACCUCCAGGAUCCACGGGAACCCAGGAGGCAGGAUGAACAAAUGCUAAAACUGCAGGAUCUGGUGAUCCCCUGGGCUCCAGAGAAUCUGACACUUCGCAACCUGAGUGAAUCCCAGCUGGAACUGAGCUGGAGCAACAGAUAUUUGGACCACUGUUUGGAGCACCUGGUGCAGUACCGGAGUGACCGGGACCGAGGCUGGACUGAACAAUCCGUGUACCAAAGACAAAGCUUCUCGCUGCCUAGUGUGGAUGCGCAGAAAUUCUAUACGUUCCGUGUUCGGAGCCGCUAUAACCCACUCUGUGGAAGUGCUCAGCACUGGAGUGACUGGAGCCACCCAAUCCAUUGGGGCAGCAGUACUUCAAAGGAGAAUCCUUUAUGGUUUGCACUGGAAGCUGUGCUUAUCCCCCUUGGCUCCAUGGGGUUGAUUGUUAGCCUCAUCUGUGUGUACUGCUGGCUGGAACGGACUAUGCCCCGAAUUCCUACCCUCAAGAACCUAGAGGAUCUGGUUACUGAAUACCACGGAAACUUCUCGGCCUGGAGUGGAGUCUCUAAGGGAUUGGCGGAGAGCCUACAGCCAGACUACAGUGAGCGGCUCUGCCACGUCAGUGAGAUUGCCCCCAAAGGAAAGACUCUAGGGGAAGGGCCUGGGGGGCUCCCCCUGCAGCCAGCGCAGCCCCUACUGGGCUCCCCCAUGUUACACCCUGAAACCUGAAACCUGAGCCCUGAAACCCUGACAGCACCCCAGGGUCCUGUAGCCCUAAAUUGUACUAACUUCUCCUCAUCCAACUAGCCUGGGUCCAACACUCCCCUCGCCCUGUGCCCUACCCUCCGUGGCUGAUUUUGAAUUUUGUGCCCCCUCCAGCUGCCCCCUCGUUCAAUAUCUCCUACUUGAGAAUUGCCCCUUUACCCCCUACACGGCCCGGUAUCUCAUUUCCCCCAACCCAGCCCUUCCUCCUCAGAGGACUGCUUCUUCUGUCCAUCCCUCCCGCCCUCCCUCUUUCCAUCUACCCUUCAGUUGUUCCAGAAUCAAUGGGAAAUAAAAUUUCUGUUGAGAAUCCUCAA
Molecule: messenger RNA, 1494 nt
Organism: Vicugna pacos (alpaca)
Lineage: Eukaryota; Metazoa; Chordata; Mammalia; Artiodactyla; Camelidae
Gene: IL2RG
Product: interleukin 2 receptor subunit gamma
Biological process (GO): cytokine-mediated signaling pathway
Cellular component (GO): membrane; external side of plasma membrane
Molecular function (GO): cytokine receptor activity; protein binding
Source: RefSeq, a predicted model, not a curated record